Messenger RNA from Darwinula stevensoni, 5738 nucleotides. The record is from the annotation of a GenBank genome assembly. Lineage: Eukaryota; Metazoa; Arthropoda; Ostracoda; Podocopida; Darwinulidae.
AUGGCAUCAGUUUGGAUGCCACACCAACUGACCAAGGACAACAAAGCAGCUCAUAACAAUGGUGCCAAGCACAUCUGGGAAUUUUUUUCCAACAAAGGCAUGGAGACUUUCUGCAACAAGCUCAACAAGGCCUUUUUGCAGCAAGCUCAUUCCGUGCAACAAGCAGCAGCCGCAAUGCCAAGUUUUAACUAUGUUGAGGAGAAGCAUCAAGUAGGAGUCCAGAUUGUAGGAAUGUCAGCUACAUUGCCAAAUCUGGAUAUCUUGGCUAGCUGGAUCUCAGCAGAUCUCUACAAAACGGAUUUCCGGCCUGUUCCAUUGACUGAGAUCAUCAAGAUUGGGAGUGGCCUGUAUGAUAAGAACCUUUGCAAAGUGGCAGAGCUUUCUGUCACUAUGGCUAUCAAGAAUGAUCAAGAUCAUCUGGUCCAGCUGUGUUUGGAAACAGUUGCUGCAGGCCAUUCAGUGCUGGUCUUUUGUCCAACCAAGGCAUGGUGUGAAAAUCUGGCAGACAAUGUGUCCAAGGAGUUCUACAGCCUUGGGAAAGAUCCAGAUGGAUAUGCAGGCAAGUCAGAGAAGUUGAGAAAAUCUGGAUAUGCUCUGCGUCAGAAUCUGAGUGGGGAAAAACUACGAGAAAUUUUAGAGGCCCUCAAGAAAACACCUGCUGGUUUGGAUUCCAUUCUUGGCAAGACAGUGCCAUUUGGCAUAGCAUUCCAUCAUGCAGGUCUGACAUUUGACGAGAGGGACAUUGUAGAGGGUGCUUUUCGACAAAAUGUGAUCAAGGUUCUGGUUGCAACAUCUACUCUCAGCUCAGGAGUGAACCUUCCUGCCAGAAGAGUGAUUGUCAGAUCACCAAUCUUCCAUGGGAAACUCAUUGAUACACUUUCAUACCAACAGAUGAUUGGGCGAGCUGGUCGAAAGGGUGUAGAUACCCAAGGAGAAAGCAUCCUGGUUUGUAGAGAUAAUGAAGCAACGAAAGCUGCAUUCCUGAUGAAUGCAUCCCUUGAGCCUGUUACCAGCUCCUUAGGGCAGGAAGGACAAAGCCUCACUUCAAGCCUAAAGCGAGCAAUCCUUGAGGUGAUAGUGAGUGGAGCUGCCACAACACCUGCUGAUGUCCAGCGCUAUGCCAGUUGUACUCUGUUGGUUGCACAGCUGACAAAAAAUUACUCUUCCUCAUCCAAAGCCCCACCUAUUGCAUCUUGCAUUCAAUUUCUGGAAGAUAAUGAGUUUAUCAGAUUCCAGGAGCUUCGUGGUACUGAAAAUGGUCAAUUGUCAGCAUCCCGCUAUGUAGCAACUCCACUUGGUCAGGCUGUUUUAGCUGCUUCCCUUUCCCCUGAUGAGGGACUGCAACUUAUGGAGGAACUCCAGCGAGCCAUGAAAAACUUAGUUCUUGAGAAUGAGCUCCAUCUCCUCUACCAGGUCCAAGUGACACCAUUUUCAGUCAGUAAUCAGUGGCCAACCAUGGACUGGUUGAACUAUUUGACUGUUUGGGAGGCCCUUCCUGCCCAAGUCAAGAGAGUUGGGGAGCUUGUUGGUGUGGAGGAGCGCUUCCUUGUUCGUGCUAUGAAAGGAUCUAUCAAUCCUACAAACUUGAAACAAGCAAAGCAAUUGAGGAUCCAUCAGAGGUUUUUCACAACACUGGCACUCAAUGACCUUGUCAAUGAAGUGAAUUUAGCAGAAGUUGCAAGGAAAUACUCCUGCUCUAAAGGCUUACUCCAAAGUUUGCAACAGUCAGCAGCCACUUAUGCAGGCAUGGUGACAGUGUUUUGCAACAAAUUGGGGUGGACAAACUUGGAGCUGCUUCUCUCCCAGUUUCAAGUCCGUCUACAUUUUGGGGUUGCUCGUGAGCUAUGUGAUCUCUUGAAGGUGUCACUUCUAAAUGCCUCUCGGGCACGCUGGCUCUAUGAUGCUGGGAUGCAUUCCCUCUCUGAUUUGGCAAAUGCUGCUCCAGAGGAUGUGGAGAUGAUCUUGUGCAAUGCAGGACCAUUUCUCAGUGAAAAGGCUGGUGAAGCAACCAAGAAGCAGGAAUUGCUAGAACAAGCAGCAUUAAGGACCAUAUGGGUGACAGGGAGACCUGGACUGACAGUGAACAGAGCAGCAAAACUUCUUGUUCAAGAAGCAAGAGAUAUUAUUCAGAAGGAGUUAGGGAUUGAAGCUGCAAAAUGGCUUGAACCUUCCUCAACCACAACUGUUAAGGAACAGAAGGCUUUUUUGCCCUUGUCCAAGAAACGUCACAGUGGGGAAUUACAGUCACCAGAAGUCACACUACGUAAAUCCCCUCGGCUUGCAGCCCUUAGCACUCCAUUGAUGAAUCAUGAGAAUCUUCCUACUGUCAUUAGGAGGAAAAAAGGUUCAUCUUCAGGUAAAGUGAGGAAGGGAAAAAAAUCUCAGCAGCAGCACAAGCAUACAAGCUCCUUGAAGCUGAACUCUAGCAGAAACUGCCCCCCAAAGUCUGAUCAUGUGAAGGACAAUGAAAAAUCAGUGGACAUGUCCCAUGAUUUUUUUGCCCAAGAAUCUGAGGAAAAUGAAGCAAGGCAGAAAAUAUAUGAGCAAAAUUCUAAUGAGCAGCCCAAGGAAACACCGACCUUGAACCUGAAUUCCAGCCGCAAUUGUCUCUUGAAACCUGACCUAAAGCAAAACAAAGGAAAAUCAGUAGAUGUGUCCCCAGACCUAUUUUCAUUGGAUUCUGAACAAUAUGAGUUGAGACAGAAGAUCUCUGAACGUCAAGAUACAGGCUUUGUAUCUGCAGCUCAAUAUCAUCAAGCAAAAGCUGUGGGAAUGCAUUCUGUCAGCAAGAAAUUAGAGGAAGUAGUUGGUGGGGCCCCUUUGGGAACUGCCCAUGAGGAUUGUGCAAUGUUUGAUGGGUCCUGGUCUGAGGUAAGCUUUGCCAUUCCAGUUAGUACCAUUAGGGCACCACAAAAGGCUCAGGUAGAGCAGGUUCAAUUAAAGUCUCAUAAGGGUGGGCGAAGGAGUGAUGACCUGUUCAAUUCUCAGAGUCCAGAAAGUAGUGUUUCAUCCAUUACAUCAUUAGAAACAAAUAACAGAAUAUCUGAGAAAGCAAGCAUGCCAUCAGACUCCAAGGGAACUGAGUAUUCCAUUCAGCCUGGAAGCUGUCAGCUCCUUGAAGAAACGAUAAAGAAACCUCCAGCCCACAAAGAUGACACCUUAACUGAUUCUUUUUUUGAGAGAGCUUUUAAGACAUACCAUGCCUCUAUUGAAACUCCCAAGGGGAUCACAUGUACUAUCAGCAAGAAACCAACUCGAGUAGUGGCUUCAACCCCACUUGGCUCAAUGGAAGACUACAUACCUGUUAAACUUAUGGAAUCUCCAUUCCUCACACCAGGGAUGGAACAGGUUCUGCAUCAGUUGGAACAGCGAUUUUCCACGCCUGUUGUAGAUACAGUGAAAAAGAAAACCCAGAGAACCAAGAAUGCAACUAUGGAAAAUACAGAUGAUGACAUCAUUGCAUCAUCUCAGCCCUCACUAAUCAGUUAUCAGAGAUCUGACAAUUUUGCCUCUCCUACAAGAUCACAGAAGAGGGAAGACCAAAGGGAAGUAGAUUGCUCUGUUUUAAAGUCAAGAAAUAUGUUAAAAAAAGAUUACCAACCAGACAGGGAUGAGAGUCACUUGGAGGCAGCACAGAAGUUCUUUGUAGUGGAUACAUGCAGUGACAGGAAGCUUUGGGAAAGUUUCCUACAGGAAUCCAAGAAUAAAUCUGCAUUAAGUCUGAGCAUAGCCUGUGAGAUCAUCCAGCAGGCCAUUCAGGCAAGAAGAAUUGGGCUCCGCAAGCAUCAUGGUGCUCCACAAAGCACAUUGGCAAUGGCACCCCGAGGAAUGCCCUUGACAGAGAGUGACCAGAUUGUGGGUAUCUCAUUCUUCUGGGGGGGAAAGGAUGCCUAUUAUGUCACACUGCUUGAAGAGAAUGCUCCAUAUGUUCAUGACUCUGAAGUAUCUUGGACACAAGCAGCAUUCGACACUUCAAUCACUCAAGCAGAGAGAAUAGCUGGAGUCAUUGACAUUCUGAAAAGCACAGGAGACCUGAUCACACUGGACUCGAAGAAUGUAUACAAAGCACUCAUCAAGGGCAUUGGAGUUGGCCCUCAAACUUUGGGACGACAUCUCCUAGAUCCCAAAGUUGGAGAUUGGCUCCUUGAUCCUGGUACAAAAGAUUCCAGUCUCCAGCAGCUGGUGAUGAAGCAUUGUCCUGGAGAGAGUUCACUUCUAGGGCUCAUCAAGACCAUGUGUGGUGUGGGAAGCAUUGGGUUGAAUGCCAGGAAUAAAGGAACAGGAAGAUUGAGGGCUACAGUUGAGUCAGUUCUGUCCUGGCAUAUGAUGAGAGGCAUUUCUGAGUCCAUAUGCUCUUUAGGAUUGUCUCAGGUGUUCAGAGAGAUCGAGAUGAAGAGCAUCAGGUGUCUUGGGCAAAUGGAAUUGGCAGGCAUAGGCUUCAGUGGUGCUGCUUGUGAAGCUCAGGCUAGUGUCAUGCAAGCUAAACUGGCUGCACUUGAAAAGGAGGCCUUCCAAUUGGCUGGACGGAAUUUCUGCCUGUCCUCUCCGGAUGAUGUUUCCAAGGUGAACGAUAUGAAUAGGACCAGCGGUGCCCAACCUGUGGCCCGCAAUGUGCUUACAAGUGGCUCUAACCCACAAAUACCCUCAGAUUUCCUUAAAAUAGUCUCAUACAAUACUAAUGACUGCAUAUGGCCUGUGUUGGCUGUGAGCAGGGUAACAAUGCAUGAGCCCAACCUGCAGAAUGUCCCCAAAGACUUCCAGAUCCAAAUUACAGAUGCCCUCCUGAACUCUUCAGGUGUUAGUAGAAGAGGUCUGGAAUCCCCAACAAAGAAGGCUAAAAAAUUGUUGGAAACCAGCUUGGGUGGUUUAGUCAAAGAUGUGGAAGGUUCUUCACCUUUUGUUGUGAGCAUGCGACAUUCCUUUCUGCCAGGAGAAGGAUGCCUCUUUCUGUCAGCUGACUAUUCUCAACUGGAACUGAGGCUACUGGCCCACUUAGCCAUUGAAUCCCAACUGAUCAAUAUUCUCAAUAAGGGCAUAGAUGUGUUCAAAGCUGUAACAGCUCAUUGGAUGAAAAUAUCAGUCAGCGAGGUGACAGAUGAGCUCAGGGCUCAGGGAAAGCAAUUGGUGUAUGGCAUCAUCUAUGGAAUGGGAACAAAAGCUCUGGCUGAACAAAUGGGAGUGGAAAAAGAAGAAGAUGCAUUGAUAUUUAUGACAAAUUUCAAGCAGUCCUUUCCUGAGAUACAAAAAUACAUGGAGGAUGUCAUGACGAAGUGUAGAAAGAAGGGCUAUGUAGAAACUAUCUUUGGAAGGAGGAGAUACUUGCCUAACAUCAACAGUUCUUCUCCUCAGGCAAGAGCUCAAAGUGAGCGGCAAGCUUUGAACACAACUGUCCAAGGUUCAGCAGCAGACCUAGUAAAGAAAGCUAUGGUAGCUGUGGAUAAAGCUCUUAAGGAAUCUUUUGGACACAACUGGAUGGAUAUCAAAAAAGCCAGAGGAGCUCGACUUGUUCUACAACUCCAUGAUGAACUCAUUUAUGAGGUGGCAGCAAAUGAUUUGAUUCAAGUGGCACAACUAGUGAAGGAGGAAAUGGAAGGAGCAUUGCAGCUUCGUGUCAAAUUGCCUGUCAGAUUGAAAGUUGGUGCAUCAUGGGCAUUGCUGCGUGAUCUUGUCUUGUGAUAAUGUGUUUUUGAUCUCAAAUAUUGCAGGUACUUGUGGUCUGAAAAAUUCACGCUUACCCU